ACCUCGAACCCCGCCGCAGACCCGAUCGAGCUGGAAGACGAUACCACUUUCGCCUCCCUCGGCCUCAUCCCCGAACUCGUCAAAGCGACAACCUCGCUCUCGUUUACCAAACCCACUCCUAUCCAAGCUCGUUCUCUCCCCCCGGCAUUAGCUGGGAAGGAUAUCAUCGGACUAGCCCAGACGGGGUCGGGGAAGACGGCAGCUUUCCUCCUCCCCAUCCUCCAAUCCCUCUUUACCUCGGACUCUCCUUCUCCGUUUUACGCAUUGGUCUUGGCUCCAACAAGGGAACUGGCUUACCAGAUCGACCAGACGCUGAAAGGUUUGGGAGCGGGGAUAGGGGUGAGGAGCACGGUACUCGUCGGAGGGAUGGAUAUGAUGCAACAGAGCGUAUCGUUGGGAAAGAGACCGCAUGUGAUCGUGGCUACCCCGGGGAGGUUGAUGGAUCAUCUGGAGAAUACGAAAGGGUUCUCGUUGAGGAACCUCAAGUACUUGGUCAUGGACGAAGCCGACCGUCUCCUCGACCUCGACUUUGGACCCAUCUUGGACAAGAUCCUCAAGGUCAUCCCGAAGGACGAACGACGGACCUACUUGUUCUCGGCGACGAUGACGACCAAGGUGGCCAAGCUACAGAGGGCUAGUUUGAAGGAUCCGGUCAGGGUCGAGGUCUCCAGCAAGUACUCCACCGUAGAGACGUUGCUGCAAUACUACCUCCUCCUCCCCCUGAAACAAAAAGACGCCCACCUCGUCUACCUGACCAACGAGCUCUCCUCGUCGAGCACCAUCAUCUUUACCCGGACCGUCGCCGAUGCCCAGAGGCUGAGCAUCAUUCUCAGGUUGCUUGGGUUCCCGGCGAUCCCGCUGCACGGGCAGUUGAGUCAGAGUUCGAGGUUGGGAGCUUUGAACAAGUUCAAGAGUGGCGGGAGGAAGAUCUUGGUGGCGACCGAUGUGGCUGCGAGAGGUCUCGAUAUUCCCCUGGUCGACCUGGUCAUCAACUACGAUAUCCCCACCCAUUCGAAAGAAUACAUCCAUCGGGUCGGUCGUACGGCCCGUGCAGGUCGAGCGGGGAAAGCCAUCACGCUCGUCUCGCAAUACGACGUCGAGCUCUUGCAGCGCAUCGAGGGCGUCCUGGGCAAGAAGAUGGACGGGUAUUCGGUCGACAAGGAGUCGGUGGCCGUGCUCGGAGAGAGGGUUUCGCAGGCGGCGAGGGAGGCGGCGAUGGAGAUGAGGGAACAGGGCAAGGCUGGGCAUGGCGGGAAGCGGGGGAGAGAGUAUGCGGGAGGUGCGGGGGACGACGCCGAUCGAGAUGACGAUGUGAGGGAGGCUGGGAUGGCGUACAAGAAGCAGAGG
Molecule: messenger RNA, 1347 nt
Organism: Filobasidium floriforme
Lineage: Eukaryota; Fungi; Basidiomycota; Tremellomycetes; Filobasidiales; Filobasidiaceae
Product: P-loop containing nucleoside triphosphate hydrolase protein
Exons: 4
Molecular function (GO): nucleic acid binding; ATP binding; RNA helicase activity
Source: RefSeq, a predicted model, not a curated record